ACUUCAAGAGGAAUUAGUCUUGAUCAGUCCCGAUCAUAUAAUAUGUGCUGACUGACGGCGGUUAGUGAACUACUAUUGGGCAAGUUUAUGAUGCCUCUUUUUAAGAAAGGGGGAGCAAAUAUUUCCGACUCUCGCAAAACUGAUGGAGAUAAAAAACUAUCGAAUAAUCGCUCCGGAAGCGCUGGAACAGAAAAUACCUCACAAAUGCAUCCGUCUGUUCAAAUCCCGGAACCUCCGCGUUCUUCCAAAUCUAAUGAUAUGGCUUCUAGAACACCCCAUCCACCAAGAACAGACUCAGGACCAUCACCGCCAAUUCCUCCGCCAAAGUUUGUAUUCUAUUGUCAGUUAGCUCAUGGAAGCGCCACUGGAAAAGUGGAAGGAUUUACAAACGUGAAAGAACUCUAUCAAAAAAUCGCAGAGGUCUUUAAAAUGCAGUCAAAGGAGAUCUUGUUUUGUACACUAAAUACAUAUAGAAUUGACAUGGAAAGGUUACUUGGAGGGCAAAUUGGACUUGAUGACUUUAUAUUUGCACAUGUCAAAGGACAAUGCAAAACUGUGACAGUGUUAAAAACAAGCCCAGCCUUGGGUCUUACCAUAACAGAUAAUGGAGCGGGUUGCGCAUUUAUCAAACGCAUCAAAGAAGGAAGCAUUGCAGAUGGAGUGGCUCAGAUUUGCAUUGGAGAUCAUAUAGAAGCUAUAAACAACACAACUGUUGUUGGUACUAGGCACUAUGAUGUAGCUCGUAUGUUAAGAGAGCUUCCAGUUGGAGAGGAAAUCAUUUUUCAGUUGAUUGAGCCUGUGAGGAGCUUUGAGGGUAUUGGUCCAAGGACAGGAAGUCGUGGAGCCAGUUCAUCUUCAGCUGCUAAUGCAGUAGGAAGUGGGAAGACAACUCUGCGAUUACGAUCCAAGGGUCCCCCUGUUGUGGAAACAGAAGAGGCACCUGCAUGGGAACUGAAAGCUGCUCAGAGAAUAGAUGACCUAUUGGAAAGCUUUAUUGGAAUAAGGGAUCCUGAUCUGGCUGAGACACUGGUAUUGAAGAGUAAGACAGUCUCCAAUCCAAGUGAUUUUGCUAUGGCUGUAGAUGAAGAAUUUGCAGAUUUCCAGUUCCCAGACGAUUUUAUAUUUGACAUUUGGGGUGCAGUGUCAGAUGGUAGAAGUGGAAGGUUAUAAUUGUUGUCAAAUUGAAAACAUGUUACUCUUUGAUAAAAAUCCAAAGUGUUUCAUUGACACAGGUUAAAGUUGUCUGAAUGAGCAUGAAAAUGCAAUUAACCUUUUUUUUUUCAUUUGGCCACCUUGAAAUUUCUAAAUUCUUUACAAGUAUAGAUUGAAGAGGCUAGCUAGCUGUGUGGGCUGCUUACUAGAUGUAGAAAUCUGGGAAGGUUUUUCAUUGGACAAUUCUGAGACUUUAAAGCAAGAGAUUUAAGACUUGUAAGAAUGUCCUCAGAGUUUUGUGUUAGAACUUCUGAUCAUAGUUUAGGAGUCACACUUUAUGUGUUGUUUUUUCUUCAUUAGACAAUGCAACACUCCCAUGUCAGUUGAUCUCACUUGACAUGCAGCUUUUUUAUUUAAUGGUUAUUAUCUGUUUGUUAAAUAGAUUAAUUGAAUAAAUGUAUUAUAUAAAUAC
Messenger RNA from Pocillopora damicornis (cauliflower coral), 1624 nucleotides. Its product is annotated as PDZ domain-containing protein GIPC3. The record is from RefSeq and is a predicted model, not a curated record. Gene Ontology annotation, molecular function: protein binding. NCBI's taxonomy places the organism in Eukaryota, Metazoa, Cnidaria, Anthozoa, Scleractinia, Pocilloporidae.